Messenger RNA from Tarenaya hassleriana, 1968 nucleotides. Its product is annotated as beta-glucosidase 13. Bases 208 to 1758 code for a protein of 516 amino acids. The transcript has 12 exons. Gene Ontology annotation, biological process: carbohydrate metabolic process. Gene Ontology annotation, molecular function: beta-glucosidase activity. Lineage: Eukaryota; Viridiplantae; Streptophyta; Magnoliopsida; Brassicales; Cleomaceae. The record is from RefSeq and is a predicted model, not a curated record.
GCUAAUGCUAUUCAGUUUCUCUUUUAAAAAUUUCAAUUCUAGGAUUCUGUUUCUAUCUUUUGAUCUAUUUAUAGAUCACUUUCCAAAUUCAGACAACUAUAGAGCUCUCUAUAAAUUGGAACUCCUUUAAGGGACAAUCAAAAUCAAAUCCCCCAAAGUCUGGAUUUUUAUUUAAACCAAAAAAAAAAAGGGAGAAUUCCAAAGAAUAUGAGAGGCGUAGGUGUCAUUGUAUUGCUUGCAAUUGGGUUGUUGUGCAGUGGAGCUUUAGCCAAGCAGUCCAAGAACACAAGGCCUGUAAUCAACAGGGAAGAUUUCCCCAAAGAUUUCAUCUUUGGUGCUGCAACUGCUGCUUACCAGUGUGAAGGCGCUGCCCAUGAAGAUGGAAGAGGACCGAGUAUUUGGGAUACUUUCUCCGAGAAGCAUCCGGAAAAGAUAAAGGACGGUAGCAACGGGUCAGUUGCAGACAAUUCUUACCACCUUUACAAGGAAGAUGUCGCCAUUUUGCACAACUUUGGCUUCGGCGCCUACAGAUUCUCCAUCUCCUGGUCCAGAAUUCUGCCCCGUGGGAAUCUAAAGGGAGGAAUCAACAAGGCCGGCAUCAACUACUACAACAACUUGAUCAAUGAACUUCUGUCCAAAGGAAUUAAGCCGUUCGUCACAAUCUUCCACUGGGACACCCCGCAAGCCCUCGAAGACGCUUACGGCGGUUUCCGUGGAUCCCAGAUUGUGAACGAUUUCAAGGACUACGCCGAACUGUUGUUCAAGACAUACGGAGACAGAGUGAAGCACUGGAUAACGUUGAACGAGCCGCUGACGGUCGUGCAACAAGGUUACGUAACCGGUUCCAUGGCGCCUGGAAGGUGCUCCAAGUUCACCAACCCCAACUGCCUCGGUGGGGACGGAGCCACCGAGCCUUAUAUCGUCGGCCACAACUUCCUCCUCGCCCAUGCUGCAGCCGUCAAGGUCUACAGAGAGAAGUACCAGGCAACUCAAAAGGGUCAAGUGGGUAUCGCCCUGAACGCGGGUUUCAACAUUCCUUACACAAAUACACAUGCCGAUAGGCUUGCCGCGGGAAGAGCCAUGGCGUUCACGUUGGACUAUUUCUUGGAGCCGCUCGUCUCCGGGAAAUAUCCGGCCGAGAUGGUGAGCCACGUCAAGGGCGGUCGCCUACCAACCUUCACCGCUGAACAGUCCAAAAUGCUCAAAGGAUCGUACGAUUUCAUCGGUAUCAACUACUACUCGUCCACCUACGCCAAAGACGUGCCUUGCACCACCCAAGACGUGACCAUGUUCUCCGAUCCAUGCACCGAAGUCACAGGCGUACGAAAUGGAGUGCCGAUAGGUAAAAAGGCUGCAUCGGACUGGCUUCUGAUUUACCCCAAGGGAAUUCGUGAUCUCCUCCUCUACACUAAGUACAAGUUCAAUAACCCGGUCAUGUACAUUACCGAAAACGGAGUCGAUGAGUUUAACACUGGUGUAGUCUCCCGAAAAGAUAACGAUAGGAUCGAUUUCUACGCUCACCACCUCAAGAUGGUCCACGAAGCUAUCAAGAUUGGAGCGAACGUGAAGGGAUUUUUCGCAUGGUCGUUGCUAGACAACUACGAAUGGGCAGCUGGAUACACUGUCCGGUUCGGGCUGGUGUACGUCGACUACAAAGACGGUCAGAAGAGGUACCCCAAGAAAUCGGCUAAGUGGUUCAGUGACAUCCUCAAAGGAAACAAGAAGACAAAUCCCCGUGUUCAAGAGUUGAAGAACUGAUCUUAAUUAAGACAACAUACUUCACCGGUUUUUAAUAAAAAAUGGUCUUCAAAAAUCUGCGAUUUUAGCUGCAAAUCCGUUCGGAUUUCGAUUCCUAUUUGAGAAUGUGAAGCUUCUGUGUAUAAACUCAAUUUCCGGCGAUGUGAGGAGUCAAAAUACUAUGAAACAUUCGCACAAGAACAGUUUAAUAGGGAAAAUGUUUUUCUAUUA